This is a messenger RNA of Nerophis lumbriciformis (worm pipefish), 726 nucleotides long. The record is from RefSeq and is a predicted model, not a curated record. Lineage: Eukaryota; Metazoa; Chordata; Actinopteri; Syngnathiformes; Syngnathidae.
AUGCUGGAUGACUCCGUCGUUGACAACCUGUCAGUGGUUGAAGCCGCAUUAGCCGUGCGCCAGAGUUUGACUACCGUGGCGCCGCCCACCACCGAACCGCACAAGAAUCCUGGCAAACCGGAGAGAGGGCAAUACCAGCUGACCGGCACAAAUGGCAGCGUGUGCUUGAUGGCGUGCAUGGGCCUCCAACUCAACAUCAGCUUCACCGCCUCUUCAAACAAGACGGUGCAGAAUGUGGUCAACCUGGAGCCCAAUGACACCAAGGCCUCUGGGUCAUGUCUCAAGAAUAACGCCACGCUGCAACUAUCUGCAGAUGCCAUUAAAACUAAUCUGACCUUUGUCUUCACUUUGAACGAGACAACCAGUAAAUACUUUGUGAGUGAAAUCUCUCUCUCAGCUGCCUGGCCGGACAUGAAAGAACCCUUUUCGGCACGUAACAGCAGCCUGCACUACCUCGGCGCAACGCUGGGCUACUCCUACAUGUGUCGUGAGGAGCAGACGCUCCCCGUGGUCAAGGAUUUGUCUAUCAACACCUUCCAGGUGCAGUUGCAGCCCUUUAACCUUACCCGGAACCAGUUUGCCACAGCCCAGCAGUGCCAGCUCGACCAAGAUGACAUGCUGAUAGCCAUCGUGGUCGGUAGUGCUCUGGCCGGCCUGGUCCUCAUCGUGCUGGUGGCUUACCUCAUCGGCAGGAGGAGGAGCCACGCCGGAUACCAGACCAUCUAA